UUGGUGAUAGUUUACAACCUUAAACUGAUGGAUAAUGGGGAACCAGAACUGGAUGUUACCUCUGAUCCUACAGAUAUUCUGAUGGCUGGACCACAACUUGAAGGAGUAAAACCUGAGCGGCGUUCCUUCAGGGCAUACACAGCUGUACUGUACAUUGACCCUAGGAUGAGAAUUUUCAUUCAAGGUCACAAGGUCCGAACAAAACGACUCUCCUGCUGCUUGUUUAGACCCAGAAUGUACAAGUAUUCAUCAAAUCGGUUUAAGACCCGUGCAGAACAGGAAGUGAAAAAAGCUGAACAUCUGAUGAAAAUAGCUGAGGAGAAAUCACGGGAAGCGGAAAGCAAAGCACGGGCCCUGGUAUUGAAGUUGGGAGAUGACUUGAGCAGGGAAUCGAGGGUUCAUCUACGACAGGUGCAGGAUGCUGCCUUCAACCUAAGCAGAGAAGCUGAUGUGAAAAAACGAAUACACGAGGCGAAACUCAGAGCGUUGAAAGAGCCAAAGGAGAUGUGCUUUAUUUUUGGUGUGAACAUUGAACAUCGUGACCUGGAUGGAAUGUUCAUUUAUAACUGUAGUCGUCUCAUAAAGAUGUACGAGAAAGUUGGACCACAGCUGGAAGGAGGAGUUUCAUGUGGUGGAGUGGUGGGUGUGGUAGAUGUCCCAUACCUCGUUCUGGAGCCUACCCACAACAAACAGGACUUUGCAGAUGCCAAGGAGUAUCGGCAUCUUCUGAGAGCCAUGGGCGAGCACUUGGUGCAGUACUGGAAAGACAUCGGCAUUGCGCAGAAGGGAAUAUUGAAAUUCUGGGAUGAAUUUGGCUAUCUGUCAGCCAACUGGAAUCAGCCACCUUCUGACGAGACAUUAUACAAGAGGCGACGUGCUAUGGAAAUCCCAACCACCAUUCAGUGUGAUCAAUGUUUAAAAUGGAGGACGCUUCCAUACAGAGUGGAUGAUGUUGGUAAGGAGUAUCCGGACAGUUGGACGUGUUCCAUGAGCCCAGACCAUGUACAGAAUCGGUGUGAUGCUCCAGAACAGAAGCAAAAUGUUCCAAUAGGGACACUUAGAAAAGAGGUGAAAUCACAUGAGGAGAAAAUACAGGCACAACAAAAGAAGUUGGAAGCAUUGAAGAAUAUGCCUAUCCGUUCACAGGCAGAUUUAAAAAAAUUACCACUGGAGGUCAGCAGCAAACCCUUGCUGGAGGGACAGACAUCUACAAGUAGCCAGCGGCCACGAUCACCACCUCUAGCUGAUAUAAUCAAAAAUGCUCCAAGUCACCCACCUCCAACAAAGUCACAAGCUUUACUGCGAAAGGGAUCUGCAGCUCGAUCUGCGGGCAAAGCCGUGACCACACAUACCAGCUUUAAUAGUAAGAAAGCGGCAAUCAACACAGGACGACCCCAGCAACGGCCAACAGUGUCUGCAAAGCAAAAACCUACUUCUUCCAAGGUUGGACCUCAGCCUUCUACCUCCACAAGGAAUACUCCUUCUGUCUCUGCAAGCAUGAAGGGUCAACAGUUGAAAGGAGCAAAGACCUUGGGACCCAGGAAAGAGAUACUGAGUAGGGGAGCACAGUCUGCAGGGACACGAAAGAGGAAUACAACAAUAGAAAGCAGUGAGGAGGAGGAAGUGGAAGACGAGGGGGAAGAGGAGCAGGAAGAAAGGAAAGUGAAGAUAUCUGCAAAGGUUUCUGAUUCAAAGCGCCUUAAAAAGGACAUAACCGAUGUUGUGGAGAUUUCAGAUAGCGGAGGAGAGGUUGAGGAGGAGGAUGAGGCCAGCACGUCAAAAGAUCGAGGGCUUCUUGUAGAAGUAAAGGUGAAUAAGGAAUGGUAUACGGGCCGAGUCACUGAUGUUGCAGCAAGCAAGCAGUCGGUGCGAUGGAAGGUCAAGUUUGAUUAUGUUCCAACUGCAACUACUCCAAGAGACAGAUGGGUUGAAAAGGGAUGUAUGGAUGUAAGGCUGAUGAAACCGCCAUCUCCAGAGUACCAGACGCCUGACACACUUGGCGUGGAGGAGGACAUCUCUGUGGAAACAGGAUCAACUUCGGACAGUACAAGGAUGGAGCCAGACACUACGCAACCGACAACCAGCAGAGAGACUGUGGAAGCACUGGUGGUGAGCUUCAGAAAUGCGUUGCGGUAUUUUCUGCCACCAAAUUACAGGAUAACAAAGGAGGAGUUAAGUUCAAUGACACCAGAAGAGCUGGCUUCAUUCCCACUGAAAGAUUAUUUUGAACAGUAUGAGGAGGGACUGAAGAACCUCUGCACUGCCUAUCAGACAAGGGCUGAAGAGCGUGUCCGAGCAACUGAGAAAAAGCUGCAGCAAAAUGAUGCAGAGCUGACAGAUGCGCAGGAAAAACUCUGUAAAUUGCGAAAUAACAUUGUAGAGCUGUUGCGGAAAGUACAAGAGGAUAUUGAAAUUAACACAGAUGAUGAGCUUGAUGCAUACAUUGAGGAACUAAUUACAAAAGUGGACUGAUGUGGAUGCUACCAUACCUGCCACAAAGUGGGUCGGAAAGUUUGUUGGCACACUGCUGCAAAGUGGACUAAAAAAAAUUAGCAGUGUUUUAGAAAAGAGUUACUUCAUUUUGAGGUUUUAGCUUUAAAGUUUUACACCUUGUUCAAUGAGCUUGGAAUUUUGUAUUAUAUUUAUUAAAAAUACAACUACUUUUUUUUUGUCA
Rhincodon typus (whale shark) is the source of this 2674-nucleotide messenger RNA. RefSeq names its product MORC family CW-type zinc finger 2 (gene morc2). The record is from RefSeq and is a predicted model, not a curated record. Gene Ontology annotation, molecular function: zinc ion binding. The transcript has 19 exons. Gene Ontology annotation, cellular component: nucleus. The coding region runs from base 28 to 2472 and encodes 814 amino acids. Lineage: Eukaryota; Metazoa; Chordata; Chondrichthyes; Orectolobiformes; Rhincodontidae.